CGCGCGUGUGCGCUCCGGGGUCUCGGAGGCCGUAGCGCAUCCCGCGGGGAGGGCCACUCGGGGGCGAGUUCAAGGUGUCCCCGACGUCACUCGCCGAGGCGUCCAAUUGUGGCGGCUCCCACGAAGCCCGGAGUCAAGCCCACCUUGUUUUUUUUGUGAGUGAGUCGGGGUGCCGUGAAAAGGCGGUGAGCGUUGCUCUGGGACGGUGACAUCGUCGAGGACACGACCCGCAGCACGAGCGCGGAGGGGAAUUGACAAACUCAGUGUGGCGGCUUAGCAUGGAUCUGCUUCGGCUGCCUGCGGCUGGGGACCGACGUGAGACCGGCAGAGGGGCUUCGAGCUAAGCUCGAUUGUCGCUUGGUUACGAGUCGUGAGUGGCCGUUCCUGCAGUCGGUGAGUCGAAUUCGUCACUUUUCGCGUCUUGUUGAUCGGCACUCCAAAGGGCGCCCCUGACAGGGACCCGAGAGAGACGGACGCGCAGAGACGCAGUGACAGCGAGACACGGGCAGUGAGAGGGAGGAGGGGCGGGCGGGCGUGCGUGUGUGUGGUGACCUCAAAGGUCCCUUGAAUCAUCACAGCGAUGGACGGAGAGAGCCACGCGUGCGUGCUGGAGCGCAUGGCUCAAUUCCCCGCGGCUCCCACGUGCCUUCAGCUCGGAAUCCCCGUCUCCUCGGAGCCCAUGGGCUACGGCAGCGGCGGCAUCGGUAGCGGCGGCAUCGGGAGCGGCGGCGGCGGAGUCGGCGGCUCAUACCCUGACGCCGUAACGCGCUACCACCACCACCAUCACCCGCACCACCACCACCACCACCCGCACCACCCAGCGCUAACAGACAGCGGACAUCAUCACCACCAUCAGCUCCACAACCCUCACCCGCAUCACCACCACCAUCCGCACCAUCACCACCACCACCACCUGCCGUUCCCCGUGGAUCCCGCUUACCUGGACCCCGCGUACCACGACGCCUACACGGCAGCGGCGGCUGCGGCAGCGGCGGCGGCGGCGGCCGCGUCGGGCCGCCUGCCGUACCACCUCCACGCGGGCUACUCGGCCACGUCGGGCCCCGCGGCGGCGGCGGCCGCGUUCGCGCUCUACCACGAGUACGCGGGCUUCGAGCCCGCCUUCAUCCGCAAGCGCAACGAGCGCGAGAGGCAGCGGGUCAAGUGCGUGAACGAGGGCUACGCGCGCCUCCGCGACCACCUUCCCGACGAGUUCAGCGACAAGCGGCUGAGCAAAGUGGAGACGCUGCGCGCGGCGAUUCGGUACAUUAAGCACCUGCAGGCCAUGCUGGGUCACGGAGGCAACGCGGAGAUGCGCGGCCACGACGACGAGGAUGAGGAUGACGUCGACGACGAUCUGGAUGAGGACGACGAGGAGGAUGAGGUGGUCAAGGUGAUGAAGGCGGCGCACGGCGCGGAAGCCGUCGCGUCUGGAGGGAUGACGCUGGUGCAGGGAGAUGGAGGAGGAGGAGGAGGGGGAGGAGGAGGUGGAGCAGAAGAGGUGGAUGAGGAUGGAGAGAGGCAGAGGAGGAGGAGAAGGGGGCAACGAGGGAUGGCUCCUUGUGUGUGCAACAGCGACGGGGAAUCCAAGAGCUCGUCUCCCCUGCUCUACAGCGAGACGGACGAGGGGCUACAUUCGCACUAGAGUCCCGAGACCAAGCACUUACUCCUGCUGAGACUACUGCUGCUGAUACUGCUGCUGCUGAUGAUGGUGGUGGUGAAUGUAACAUUUACUACGUGACAAUCAACAGUGGUGGAGCUGUGGAAUGAGACCGGCCGCCGUCAUGGAUAAUGUGGAAUUUCCACCGCUGACUAGGAGCAGCCCAUAGAGAUGAGUGAGGCUUCUUGACUGAUUGAGCAGAGAAAAAAAUGUGGCGAUUAGAUGAUGAUUAAAUGAUGAUUAUGACGGCGAUGAUUACAUAUACAUUUGAUAAUUACGUAUAUAAGAGUUAAGCGUACGCGCAUGAAUUAUGACAAUAUUGGCUUACAUAUCAGACGUGCUUAGUCGAUGAUGGAGAUGUUGAUGAUGUGCGCGAGCACGUCUCAGACUCCGCCUAUUAAAACGUCGCUCCACUCAAGAAUGUAAAGAAUUCUCAAUGUUCUACCUAUACAAAACGACCUACUGUACACACGUGUACACACACACGUGUACCCACACACACGUGUCCACACACACACGUGUACCCACACACACGUGUACCCACACACACGUGUACACAUAUACACACGUGUACACACACACGUACGUGUACACACACACACACGUGUACACACACUAGUGUACACACACACGUGUACCCACACACGUGUACCCACAUACACACGUGUACCCACACACACACGUGUACCCACAUUUACACGUGUACCCACACACACGUGCACACACACGUGUACAUACACGUGUACCCACACACACGUGUACACACACGUGUACCCACACACACGUGUACACACACACUGCACAAACACACUCACACGUGCGCAUUCGCACUCCGCGAGCGUUAUAUAUAAAUGGUAUGCCAGCUCCGCUACCUAUGGCUAUGUGUGAUACAUCGAUAUUUCUGCUCUACGUUGCAUAUAAAAGAGAAUCAGAUUCGAUACAGAUAUAAAGCGAAUUGGGUUUGUCGUCGUUGUAAUCUAUGAAUUCGAAUUAAAAGUUACUUUGUUGAUGUCUGGUCCUGCUCAGGAAAUAUAAAUAUUCCUGGAUAAACUGUUGGUAUAAUGACCAGAACGGUACCGAUGCAACUGACUUGUGUACUUACAAGUUUCUCAUGACAUGUAUAUGUGUGCGCGUGUGUAUUUAUGUUUGGAUAUCGCUUUUGCUCUUUGGACAAGUUUGGAGAACUGCAUAUAUAUUUCCACUGAGUCCAUUGCCUCGUCUGCCAAGGCAGGGCGUAUUGGCAUUGUACAUUCGUUGUUUCUUUUUCCAGAAUCGUGUAUUGAUCGCGCGCGUGUAUGUGUGUGUGUGCGUCUAUGUUGACGGUGGUAGAGAAGCCUUUCUUAAAUCCGGCUCGUGCUCCAUUGCUUUAUUGGCCUCCUUUAUACAUUUUUCUGUUCAUGUCUCUGAACAAGUGAAUAUGUCUACGUCGGCUCACGAUGAUGGUGGUUGCUGUGUGUUGCAGUCUAUAUACUCUUUGGUUUUAUCGAUAAAGUCACGUAGGUUAGAAAAGAAAAUAAAUAAAUUGAAUCACGACGUUUCGGAGGCAACACAAGCAUCCGUCUUCAGGUGAAACCGUCACAGCAAAAUUGUUGUAUUUGUUUUAUUUUUUAACCUACGUGACUUUACCGAAAAAAAAACAAAGAGUAUGAAUCCUUGCAGUCACUAAAGCUUCAAAUCUAGAAGCAGUCUAUAUAGUUUGCAGGUGGUUUUGUCGAGUGAUGCUUGAGGAAACUAAAUUGUGCUGUAUUUGACACCUUUAUAUCUCACACGUGUGAGUAGCAAUACACAAAGACAACGAUCCCCCGUGGUGUAAUAUUCAACAGACUGUUGGGGCAAGCGUUGUUAGCGAGUAGCACCUAUGAAGGCCGGCACAGCACACGAGGGAGCGGGUGAACAGCACUACGACAGACCGCCUUUGUCUUUCCAGCGAUGUUUUUUUAUACACCGCACCAGAUAGUCGUUUUAAGACUGAGUAGACCUAGGGGAGGCGCAUGAUCGGUUCAGAUAAUCGCGAACAAAGACAAAGAUCCCCCGUCAAGCCGUAACAGACUGUUGGGGCAAGUGCUGUUAGCGAGCACCUAUGAAGGCCAGAGCGGCACACGAGGGGGUGAGUGGCCAGCACCACGCCCGGCCGCCUUUGUCUCCCUAGUGGCGAUGUUUACACAUCGUGACCAGGUACUCAUUUGAGUCUGAGUCGAUCUAGUGAAGGCCCAGGACCGGUCCAGAUAAUCAUCGCUGUCGGGUCGCCAGGUUCGUAUCGCAGCACGCGAACCGCUACACCACCGAUCCCCGCACACACAAACACAAGGCACAGUCCGGAAGCAAUCCCUGCGAUAUUUUUGAACUGAUAACAAAAACAAGAGUGUAGAUAUUAAUUCUCGAGAAUGUUGUGAAUGUCGUGAAAUGUCAUUUAUCAGAUGGCAGAAGCCAGUCUCGUAACACAACAACGUCAGACCACACGCGAUCCUGACGACAGCAGUGGCAUUGACCACGCAUGGCACCUUUUCAACAUCUAAAAUCACCUGCUCAGUUCUUUUGAAACACGGCCUGCGCGUGUGUGACUACCUCGGGAGAACCGGCCUGCCCCGUGGUUGCUCCUCGGCUCAAGUCCUGAUUUCACUGAUUUCGUUUUAUUGAUGGAGUCUGUGGAGCCAAGCUGCGCCAGCAUUGGGCAAAACCGAGGCCCCAUCUUUUCACCCAAGGCCACUAACUUGAGGGCAGAGACUAAGUGUUGCUAAACUAACAUUUAAAGCUAACUAGAACAUAUGAAAUAAUCACGACUAAGAUACAAACGACACAUAUAUAUACGAUUAAAAAGGAUAAUUACAUAACGUGCAUUAAUUUAAAAUCUCGUCCAUAGUCCACAAACUAUCCGGGACACUGUUCCAAAGGCAGGAUCUCAAUGAUCAUGACACAUUUUUCGAUUUAAAGCUUUCGUGACUGCAGGGAUUCUUCUUCUUGGUUCUUUCGGUAAAGUCACGUAGAAGGGAAGUAAUAAAAUAAUAAAAAUAAAACAUAAUAAAAUAAUUCUCACGACGUUUCGUCUGCUUGCGUUGUGGCCGAAACGUCGUGAGAAUUAUUUUAUUAUGUUUUAUUUUUAUUAUUUUAUCAUGACACAUCUCGACUCUAAUGCACACGUAUACAGUACAGUACAAGUUAACCUGUUGCAUUUAAUUAAAGUCCUGCGGAGGAAAUCGGAGGCAUUGCUUGGUGAAUGGUGCAGUGGACCAACAUAAAUCCACUAAUUUCUUCACACCAAAAAUCGCAUUCAUUUUAGAAUUAUACCCGCAAUAUUCGUUCAAGUAAGCAGAUUCUGGACCGGUUUUUACAUUUUGGGGCCUCAUCAGCAGUGCUAUUAUUUACACACUGUUAAGGAGCAUAAACCGAACUCCGCUCACCCUCGCAGCAGCAGCAACAACAGCAGCAGCUUUUGUCUCAGCCAUCGAACAAAGACGGUGACUGCAUCUCGCGCUUUCAGAUGCGCUUCUGCGGCCGUCUGGAACGCUCUUCCUUCCGAUGCGAGGAAGCCACUGGAGCUAUGCACUUUUAAAUCAUCUAGAGUUGACAAACUAAUUUCUUUGCAACUGCUUUGUGUGUUUAGUUUGUUGUCCAUCCGCCGCGCCUCCGGUUAGCAGGAUCGGUUACGUACGGUGCGAUAGAAGUUCAACAAACAUACGUCAGGCUUGUUGAAUAAAUACAGCUGAGUAGCCCACCAUACUUCACCCCGCUGGUCAGUGCGGGUGGCAGAACCUGUUCAGAUAUCGCUUACCACAGAUUUUAGCCGUGGUCGGGCUUGGUUAUGAAUAUCAGGUGGCAGGGUUCAUAGCGCAAGACAUGUAAAUUAAUUUACAUAUUUAUAUAAAACCAGAAUAUGUUUUAUUUGCAUUCCUAGACUAGAGGGAUGUCCGACCAAAAUAACGAAAGAGAGCCAUACUUUUAAAAUUCGGUAUAAAAAAAUCUCAAUAUUUCCAGAGCCGCAAUGCAUCGUGAAUAACGCGUGGCGAAGCAGCCUGUUCAAGAGGCGCGUGCGUAUUCGGAGCCGCAGGAUGCCGGCACCCUGCACGAGACUGACAAUGUCCUAUGGUUCUUUCGGUAAAGUCACGUAUAUAGAAAUGUUUUAAAUAAAAAAGUAAAAUAAAAGAUAAAACAAUAUCACGACGUUUCGAUCGCAACACAAGCGGUCGUCAUCAGGAACAGCUGAUUUAUGUUUAUAUAUUUUAAUUUUUCUAUCUACGUGACUUUACCGAAAGAACCAUAGAAUAUGAAUUCCUGCGGUCACGAAAGUUUUAAGUCGAGACUGACAAUGUUCUUGCUUGCCUCUCGUCGGAACCCCGAGGUGAGAAAUCGUGCUGACCGAGCCGGGAGUUCUGUUUGUGUGUCUAUGCGGUGGGUACCCACGUGCUCCGAGCGAUACAAAAUUCCGAAUUUAGUUUUUUACGAGCACGACACACCCAUGGGUACAUUUGUUAUCAAUGUUGUUCUUAAUGAUGUCCGUGAUAAGUUUUAACUUGAGAAAAAACGAAGAUCAUCUAAGGUGUUUUAUGCUGUCACCGGAAUAACCAUCUCUGAGCCCGUCAACUGCACACAUACAUGUGUGUAUGUGUAUAUAUAUAUGUGUUUGUGCUUAUACCAUAUCAAUUGUACGCGUGUAUUAAUGCGUGACUGUGUAACUAUACGUGAGUGUGUACAUGCUGAGUGCGUUUGCGCUUGCGAACAGCACUUGCCCCAACAGUCUCUAUGUGGCUAAACAGGGUAGCUGUGUUUAUGUUUUAUAUAUAUAAAGUACAGAUUUCCUUCGCUUUAUGCUGGUUAGGUUUGUGCGAUUUCGCAUAAAAUGCGGCUAAAAUAUU
This is a messenger RNA of Lethenteron reissneri (Far Eastern brook lamprey), 6507 nucleotides long. Its product is annotated as heart- and neural crest derivatives-expressed protein 2-like. Gene Ontology annotation, biological process: regulation of transcription by RNA polymerase II; developmental process. NCBI's taxonomy places the organism in Eukaryota, Metazoa, Chordata, Hyperoartia, Petromyzontiformes, Petromyzontidae. The record is from RefSeq and is a predicted model, not a curated record. Gene Ontology annotation, molecular function: RNA polymerase II transcription regulatory region sequence-specific DNA binding; protein dimerization activity; DNA-binding transcription factor activity, RNA polymerase II-specific.